AUGGCCUCCAGCAAACGACUCAGCCGUGAGGACUACCACGUCGCGUGGAUAUGUCCCGUCGCGGACGUCGAGCUCCUCCCCGCGCGCUUGAUGCUGGACGAAGAGCACCCCGCUCCGCCUUACGACACUCACUUCGACGACUACACGUACAUCUGUGGGUCCAUAAGUGGUCAUAAGGUGGUAGUUGCAACCUGUACACAGGGAGAAACGGGAAAUGUCAACGCCGGGCGCUUGGCGAGUUCGCUGUUCAAGACUUUUCCUAACAUCCGGAUGGCGGUCCUGGUAGGCAUUGGAGGGGCCAUUCCUCGAUCAGAAGUCUCCGAUGAUCCUCUCGAGAAUAUUCACCUCGGGGACGUUGUGGUAGGAUGGCCUGGCGAUGGCAAGCCGGCUUGCGUCCAUUAUGAUCGGGGCAGAUCGAAGGUCGAUGGGCAUUUCGAACUGGUAGGCACAAUUGGCAACCCGGACCGGAGGCUCACGAACGCACUUGCCGUGCUUGUCUCAGACAUUGAGAUGGGGAGAACCAGUUUCGAUGACCAGCUUGGCAGAUUGCAAGGAUUCGCAAAGAAGAAGAAAUUUGAGCACCCGGGCUUCGAGCAUGACCGACUCUUCAAGGCCACGUACCACCACGUUGGCGACUAUGGAUCGAAGUGCGUGGGGUGUGAUCCGACCGAACUUGUCAAGCGGCCCCAGCGAACCGAAAACGACAAAGACACGCUCAUCUUUCAUCAAGGACGCAUUGCAACUGGUACCGCAGUCAUUCAGGAUGGCGAGCUGCGUGACGAGAUCGGCGCGAGAUGCGGUGGCGCGCUCUGCGUCGAGAUGGAAGCUGCGGGUGUUGAUACAAACAGGCAAUGCCUGGUCAUCCGGGGCAUUUCCGACUAUGCCGACUCGCACAAGAGCGACUUGUGGAGAUCCUAUGCAGCCGGUAGAGCGGCAGCAUUCACGAGAGCUCUGCUGGGCAGAGUGCAGCCGGCAGAGAUGUUGGAGUCGCAAACCGUUCUGGGUGCACGAGUGUCUAGUAUCGUGCAGACUGACUGCAUCCACAGGCCGCUUCUCGCUCCUCAAGACCAAGCAAGUGGGCUUUCGGAACGAUCGAACAAUCCCCAGUAUGCCCGCCCUGACCGGGCGAUGCAAGGUCCGAGUAUUGUCCAAAAAGUCGAAAGCCAUUCUUCCCUGAAAAUGAGCGUCAAGACUUUCCAAAAGUUAGAUGGCAAAGAGGGCAUAGAGGUAGGCGGCAGAGCAGGUCGCCUCCUCAGUACACUCGCAAACGUCUUGAAGUCAGGCGUGAUAAAGCAAAAUCACAUUCCAUCGGUCCACAUCAACGGAAGAGUACAAUCCCUGGAUGGGUUCGACGAUAUCAGUCCGCAGGAACUGAAACGUCUUCGUAACAUCAUCAAGUCUUCCCAAAGUAUUUGCGUAAAUCAAGGCUCUCCAAGAUUCGAAUCAAGCGGACACGGAAGACUUAUACAGAAGCGAAGUAUGAAGGUAGUCAAUAUUCAGGGACACGAGAUACGGAUCACGCUAUUUGAAAGGGACUCUCUCCCAUUCCCUCGCUACCAAAGUUGGCGAGCUACCCGCGAAAAAAAGACAGAAACUAUCGCAAAGAUUCGAAUCACCGAAACGUCUGUGGAAUCAGUAGUUCUAACGGCAUAUCUUCAUUUUCAACACAGCCACAAUAGGCUAGAAGUCUUGAACCCUGUCAUCUCCAUCGGCAAGACCCUCCCAUUGGAUUCUCCCGUUUUUGAUAUUGUUAGGGAAGGAGACGUCGAUUCGCUAAAGCGGCUUCUAGAGGAGCGUCAAUGCAGUUUGAGAGAUAGGGACAUAUAUGGAACCCCAUUGCUCUUUUACGCCAUGUACCAACCCGAAAUGUGCAAAUUCCUCCUCGAGAACGGCGCGGAUUUUGACGAAAGAGCCGCAGACUGUAUAGUUCCAGAAUUCGAGUUUAUACCACUGACUCUUCACGUAAUCGAUUGCAUUUGCGAUGAGGAAAAAGAUGAAAUACAAAACGCUAGAGAAUUCAGACGUCUAUUACUAGAAGCUGGCGCAGAUCCAACUUUGAUGAAUGGUACAGGAUACACUUUGGUACAUUUGGUCAUGGAAGAGAGUAUCCUGGACUCGCUCAGGGAGGUCCUGGAUAUAGGUAAACCCUUCAUCGAUCUCAAUGAAAGGGACUUAAACGGAAAUACACCUUUGUUACUGCAUUGUAAUGAGGGCAAAGGCCAUUCUUACGCUGACAUCUUCACAGAGUUGCUUGAUAGAGGAGCAGACAUACAUGGCCGGGACCUUUCAGGGAGAACCUGUCUUCACCUUGCAACACGCACAGCUGGGUUUUUUGGCGUACGGGAUAUCCGUGACGAUGCGCGUGCUCUUAUAUUGCUCAUCGAACGAGGCUCAAAUAUCUUUACUUGGGAUUACAAUGGCCGCUCUAUAUUCGAUGAUGCGUAUGAGUGCAACCAUGAGGACCGGCCCCCUUUGGGUAGCUUGAGAGGCGAUCUUUGGGACCACGUGCUUAUCCGAUCAGGACAUAGAGAGCACAUGAGGCCUCCGGAAGAGAGAAUAUACCACUAUACUAGGCGCUAUACUGAGGAACAUUCCAGGUUGCUAUGGGAAGGGUGGGAGCAUCUUCUACCGUACUCCGACGAAACUUCGACUUCGUGCCCCGUUCUGACGAGAUGGGAUGAGGAUGAUGACUCAAGACGCAGAGAACGACGACUAUGA
Molecule: messenger RNA, 2718 nt
Organism: Aaosphaeria arxii CBS 175.79
Lineage: Eukaryota; Fungi; Ascomycota; Dothideomycetes; Pleosporales
Exons: 6
Coding region: 1-2718 (905 amino acids)
Biological process (GO): nucleoside metabolic process
Molecular function (GO): protein binding; catalytic activity
Source: RefSeq, a predicted model, not a curated record